AAACGCACAGGCGCACAGCUCUCUCUUCGUCCUCACCAACUCAUCAGCUAGCAUUCAGUAUACACAAGUACUCCCUUCUCCAGCUAGCCUCAUUUGUGUCUCAACAGAUUGCUAAUCUCAGUCAAGCUUAGGCCGCGUCAAUGGCCUCCUCCGCCGCUUUCGCCGUUCUCCUCGUCCUCGCCGUCGCUGCGCAGUGCACUCGUGGUGGUCAGCUUGCGUGCGAGGACCUGUCGGCGGACGUGUGCGCGUUCGCGGUGUCGUCGGCCGGGAGGCGGUGCGUGCUGGAGCGCACUCCUGACGGCGCCCAGCGGUGCCAGACCUCGGCGUCGGCGGUGGGUGUCGAGACCGAUGCCUGCGUGCGUGCCUGCGGCGUCGACCGCGCCGUGCUGGGCCUCCCCAUCGCCAGCGCCAUGGCCGAGGGCGACCGCCGCUCCUUCUCGGCACUCUGCUCGUCUGCAUGCCGGGACGUGUGCCCCGACGUCGUGGAUCUCUACGCCACCGUGGCCGCCGCUGAAGGUAUGUCGCUGCCGCUGCUGUGCGAGGCGCACAACAAGGCUGGGAACCGCCGCAUGCUGACUUCGACGAUACCCCCGGUCGGCGCUCCGGAGGCUGAUGCGAUACCCCCGGUCGGCGCUCCGGAGGCUGAUGCGCCAGCUGCAUGAGAUGAGAGCAAUGCAUGAUGUACUCACGAUUUUUCACUGUAGCUUGAAUAGUUGAUGCACACAGUGUUCCGGAUAUCCUCGUGAUUUGUAUCCGAGAUAGCUGGUCUCCAUUGUUUUUAUAUGAAAUAAAGCUGUACGAUCAUUGAGUUUGGUCCAAAACCAAACAACGACAUGAAUAAAGUAAUUAUAAUGCAAGGGAGACAUAUUCACUCA
This is a messenger RNA of Sorghum bicolor (sorghum), 875 nucleotides long. RefSeq lists its product as uncharacterized. The coding region runs from base 141 to 662 and encodes 173 amino acids. The transcript has 3 exons. Lineage: Eukaryota; Viridiplantae; Streptophyta; Magnoliopsida; Poales; Poaceae. The record is from RefSeq and is a predicted model, not a curated record.